Molecule: messenger RNA, 5075 nt
Organism: Boleophthalmus pectinirostris (great blue-spotted mudskipper)
Lineage: Eukaryota; Metazoa; Chordata; Actinopteri; Gobiiformes; Gobiidae
Gene: pip4k2ca
Product: phosphatidylinositol-5-phosphate 4-kinase, type II, gamma a
Exons: 10
Coding region: 287-1546 (419 amino acids)
Biological process (GO): phosphatidylinositol metabolic process
Molecular function (GO): phosphatidylinositol kinase activity
Source: RefSeq, a predicted model, not a curated record
ACGGGGGGGCUUUGGCAUGGCUUUAGGGGGCAACGCUGCUGCACGUCUGCACUUUUAAUCAAUCAUUUACGCUGCUGCUAGGCUCCAGCUAAAGCAAUCAUUUAUUCUGCUCGUUUACACGUUAAAUUGAGCUUGAAUUAAACCAAAAUCCGGGUGACCUUUGACAGUGUGAGCCGUUGGGGAGGAGCGCGGCUGGGUCUCGGCGUUAGCUCCGUGUGCUAGCCUCCUCCAGAGACAGCGCAGGUUCCAGGAAGAGCAGCCCGCAGAGGAGAGCUCCCGCGCGGCUAUGGCAUCCCUCGGUAACUCCGGGGCCAGCUCCAGCCCCAUGGUGAUCCUGGCGCCCAAAACCAAGACGAAGAAGAAGCAUUUCGUCCAGCAGAAAGUGAAGGUGUUCCGAGCCAGUGACCCGGUGAUCAGUGUGUUCAUGUGGGGCGUGAAUCAUUCGAUAAACGACUUGAGCCAGGUGCCUGUUCCUGUGAUGCUGCUUCCAGACGACUUUAAGGCCAACACCAAGAUCAAGGUCAACAACCACCUUUUUAACAAAGAAAACCUCCCGGGACAUUUUAAGUUUAAGGAGUACUGUCCUCAGGUGUUCCGGAAUCUGCGAGAGCGUUUUGGUAUCGAGGACUUGGAUUAUCAGGUAUCUCUGACACGCAGUCCUCCUCUCAGUGUGGAGGCCCAGGGCGAGGGACUGCUCCUCAACUCCUACGACAAAACUCUAGUGAUUAAACAGAUCUCCAGUGAAGACGUGGCCGACAUGCACAAUAUACUGUCCGAAUAUCACCAGCACAUAGUGAAGUGUCAUGGGAACACGUUGCUGCCUCAGUUCUUGGGCAUGUACAGAGUGAGUGUGGACAGUGAGGAGACCUAUCUGAUUGUCAUGAGGAACAUGUUCAGCCACAGACUCGUGGUGCACCGCAAGUACGACCUCAAGGGCUCUCUGGUGUCUCGAGAAGCAAGUGACAAAGAAAGGGUGAAAGAGCUUCCCACAUUUAAAGACAUGGACUUCAGGAACAACAUGCAGAAGGUGUAUGUGACAGAGGAGGAGAAGGAGAAGUUUAUGGAAAAACUCAACAGGGACGUGGAGUUCCUUGUUAAAUUGAAGAUCAUGGACUACAGUUUGCUUCUUGGGAUCCAUGACGUGGGGCGUGCAGAGCGUGAGGAGGAGGAGGCAGAGGAGGUACCGAAUGAGGAAGAGCAGGAGACUGAGAACGGUCUAGCACCCUCUGCUGCUGUGGCGGGCUCGUACGGUAACUCCCCUGAAGGCAUCGCAGGGUACAUGUCAUCCUACAAACCUCUGGGUCCUGGAGAAUACGAUCCUUAUGUGGACGUGUACGCCGUCAAGAGCUGCGCAGGUAAUGGAGCCCCACAGAGGGAGGUAUACUUCAUGGGUCUGAUCGAUGUUCUCACUCAAUACGACACAAAGAAGAAAGCAGCACACGCCGCCAAAACAGUCAAACACGGGGCCGGUGCUGAGAUCUCCACGGUGCACCCUGAACAGUACGCCAAGCGAUUCAGAGAUUUCAUUUCAAACAUUUUUGCCUAAAAUCUCCACAAAUGCUGCCAGAAUCUCCUUUAAACGUAUGCACAAUCGGACCAUUCUGUGUCUAUGGGCCCUGAGUCUAGACUACUUCAACUGUAGCAAUGUGAUGUAAGACUUCAAAUGCAUUCACUCUAUUUAUUUUAGAUGAAUAUUUCUUAAAACUAUGGAGCACUCAUAAUAGACCUUUUUCACAACGGCUGGAAGUGCCGCGAUGUGGGGUAAAUGUCACUUACGUUAAUGCUUUUGUAUGGUGAAAUAUGUGUGGAAAUGUCUGGCGUAUUUUCCACCAGCUUCAUAACUCUGCCUUCCCAUCACCAAAUCUUCAUCCAACAAGGUCCACAAAGGACAUAUUCUGUCCAUAAAGAAUUUAUCCACAAAUAUCAAGGUAAGAAAACAUGAAGGAGAACAACAACAACACAUUAGUGAACUUCUGAGCAAAACUAACUUUAUGAUCAUGAAUUAAACAAAAGUAACUUGUGAACUCAGACUGAUUCUAGAAUAAAAAAUCGAUUUCAUGAUGUGGAUAUUAUGAUAGACAGAGAGAUUUGUGCACUUUAAAUGUUAGACAUGUAAUCUGUGAACAUCUGUAGCAUUCCAGUUGUGCAAAUCUGUCUAUGCUGAUAUCUACAUCAUGAAAUCGAUUUUUAUUUAUUUUAUUUUAUUUAUCAAUUUUAAUUUUAGAAUCAGUCUGAGUUCACAAGUUACUUAUGAACAAAUUACUUAUUACUUCUGGUUUAUUCGUGACCAUAACAUUAGUUUUGCUCAGGAGUUCACUAACGCGUCAUCGUUGUUAGCCUUUACAUUUUCAUCUUUCUUCCCUUGGUAGUUGUGGAUAAAUUCUUCAUGUUAGAAAGUUUAUCCUUUGUGGAGCUUGUUGGUUGAAGAUUUGGUGAUGGGAAGGCAGAGUUAUGAAGCUGGUGGAAAAUACGUGAGACAUUUCCACAGAUUUUUUGCCACAGAAAAGCAUUAAUGUAAGUGACGUUUACGCUACAAUGCAGCACUUCCGGCCGUUGUGAAAAAGGUCUGUAAGAUUUAAGCAAUAAGAUAUAUGAAAACAAGCUGCUGAUCAGUGUGUAGUGUGAAAUUACAUUAGCCUUUUCACUGCAAACAAAGAAAAUUACAUGAAGUUUAAACUGACCUGAAACUGAGUAGUUUUGACUCAUUUAGAUUUAUUUAUUUUGUUAAAGCUGUAUUAUGUAACAGUUCUUUUGGCUCUGCCAACUCUCUCCAUGGAAAUGUUAUGACUUUGCCUGGAAAGUUCCACAGGAUCACAUUAGAUGUAAUUAGCAGUUUAGCUUGUUUUAAAAAAUCCUUGAAAAACAGUUGUUGGUGUGAGUGGGCUCGUCUCACCACAGCUCUGACCUGGAACUUUGUCCUGGUGGCAUCAUCUGCUUGUUUCCAUAGAGAUGAAUAUGUUUGUCAUACCAUGGAACAUUCCAUGCAAAGCAAUAACAUCUGCAUGAGAGAGAGAAGCAGGUUGUGGACCCGUCAGAAACGUUACAGCUCCUGUCAAUGAUCUGCUAGUGUGGUGAGGAAAUUGUCCUUAUCCCAUUAACAUUUUUAACAAGUUUUCUCUCAGAGGGUCCAUCCACUGCCAUUUACAUGUUAUUUCUAUAUGUUGAAUGUUCCAGAGUAUUGCAUUACACCUGUCUAUCUUACAUUUAUUCAUACUGCUGUUUUUAUUGUUGAAAUCUUGCAAGGUCACCUCUAGAUACGUUUAAUGUCAUACUGUGGAACAUUCCAGACAUGGCAACAACAUCUCCAUGGAGACAAGCAGGUGGCCGAGCUUUUACCUCAAAAGUUUUUUCAGUAAAAGAUUUACUGCGCUGGAGAUGAAUCAUUUGAAAGCUCGGUUAAAACCCAGUUGUACAGAUGAAUCCAUGUAAAUGAGUCCAAACUGUUCAUGUGUUCAGUUCAGGUCAGAUAGAUGGAUAUUUUUGCAGUGUAGUCUUUCUAAAUGUGUAGAGACUUAGCUCUGUGUCUGUCUUGUCCUUAGCAGUGUAAAAAACAUGGAGGCAGGUUGAGUGUGUUUAGUGCCAAAUACGCCGCGUAAUUCACUCAUUUUAGCAUUUGCACUUAGAGAUCAUUCAUUCCAUUUGCUAGUUAAGGGAAGUAAAGCCUAAAAUAACUUUCUUUAACUAGUUUUAACCAAGCUCUAAUGUUACUGGCCAAACAUAUACCUGGAGUUGUAUUUUGUUUCGUUCAUACAAAUUUACAGAGGGGAUUUUGGAUAUCUCGUUUUCUAUCUUUAAAGGAUCUGUACCUGGUUUUCCCCAUCUUAAAAACAUGAAAAACACAACUACUUCCUUUUGAAGUGGUCCAAAGUUCUUGCUCACAUGCUUUAUAAUUAGCUGAAGACAGUACACAGUAGACAUAUUUUGACCUCAAGAGCUGCUCAAACAGUAUAUCUACUGAGACGAGAUACAUUUAACUCAAACUGUCCAAAAAACAAUUGAAACAAAACACAAGUCCAGGUAUUAUUCUGAUAAACAAAACAUCCAACAAACAAUAAUAAAGAGUCAAUCAUGUGUAAAAUAGCAAUUCUAAACAUUCACUAGUUUCUUCAAUUUAGUUUUCUAAGUAAGCUGCCAACUGGAACUGUAUCUGCUGUUUAUUUGUAAAGAUAUUAGGAAGAAGGGUUGGUACCAAAGUCAGCAGAGGGAAGAACAAAUUUAUAGACUGCGCUUUGGUCCUAGUUUAGUCCUGCUUUAGUCCUGGUCUAGUCCUGAUAUAGACUUUGUUUGGUCCUGUUCUAGUCCUAGUUUAGUCUGGGUCUAGUCCAGGUUUAGGACCAUCACAAUCGUUCCUGUAAAACCCUUCAAAUGUUGUUUUGUUACUGUUAACUGUACUAAUGAUAGAAAAUGCAUAACAAUACAAGUGAGCAGGAAUUGUCUCGUCUGAGGAUCUGUAGACCUGUCACGGUAACACAUUUGGAUAAAAGGUCAUAUUGAAAAACACUAGAAUUCACUUAAACUCUUUUCUAAAUCAACCAGAUUGUAAUGCACACAAAUUCAACAAAUCUGACCUCACCAUCUUGUCUCCUUGGAGAUCCACCCAUUUCUUCUCCUUAUCUGGGACCAGGUCUGAGCAGAGAGGCCAGACUUCCCUCACCCCAUACACUUCCUCGUACUCCUCCAAGGGAACCCCAAGGCGUUCCCAGGCCAGUCCCUCCAGCGUGUCCUGGGUCUUCCCCAGAGCCUGCUCCAGGGCCCCAUAUGGUGGAACAUUUCAGGUAAUGCAUCUCCAUGGAGACAAGCAUGUGAUGCUCCCUCGACCAGAAAAGUUCACAAACAAUUCACCUUUAAAACACUACCAAAAAAUAUCAAGAGGUCCCCACUACAUACAAUAUUUGUAUUGAAUGGAUUCUCGUGACAGGUCUUGUCGUGGUGAAUCAGUCUUUUUGAAACACUCCAUGUUGGUGAGAUGAAGGCAAACGAGUGCGAUGAAGAACUGUACACUGUAAAACUCUGAUUGCACAUGUAUUUUUGAAAAUCAGCUUUUGGACCAAAAUAUAUUUUACAGAGACACUAAA